Molecule: messenger RNA, 5339 nt
Organism: Cheilinus undulatus (humphead wrasse)
Lineage: Eukaryota; Metazoa; Chordata; Actinopteri; Labriformes; Labridae
Gene: oga
Product: O-GlcNAcase
Exons: 19
Coding region: 325-3171 (948 amino acids)
Biological process (GO): glycoprotein metabolic process
Molecular function (GO): beta-N-acetylglucosaminidase activity
Source: RefSeq, a predicted model, not a curated record
AGGAAGAACCGACUAAAAGUAGGGCGAAAAAUGAUCAGACAAAACGGAACGAACGUUUGCGAUUUUCUUUUAAAAAUCUCAGCUUAGAUGUUGCCAGAUACCACCUAAUACCCAUUUUGGUUACACCUGGUAGAAGCAGGUGCCUAAUUUUUGACAGCGUUGAUAGACUCGCUAAUAGCUUAAGCAGGCUACCGUCCGUCUGUGACGGUUGGUUUCCUCCGUUUUUGCUUGACGAAUUUGUCCGUUUGAAUUCAUUUUGCAGCGGCUCGGUACUCUUUUUGUGUUUACAUUUGUUGACGUAAAAACAGAGAGAAAUCUCGAAGAAUGGUUCAAAAGGAUAAGACGCUGGAGACUCCUCCAGUGGACGGAGUGCCGAGCCCCAGCCCAGUCUCCGGAGAGGCUUGUGCCGAGGCCCCUGGCCCAACUGAAGAGUCUGGCAUCGUAGUCCAAGCCACGGGCCACCGAAAAUUCAUAAGUGGGGUCGUUGAAGGUUUUUAUGGGCGACCAUGGACAAUGGAGCAGAGGAAGGAGUUAUUCAGAAGGCAGCAGAAAUGGGGUUUGAAUACAUACCUUUAUGCACCCAAAGACGACUACAAGCACAGAAUGUUCUGGAGAGAGCUGUACUCAGUGGAGGAAGCAGAGCAACUGAUGGCAUUAAUUAGCGCUGCCAAGGAGCAUGGAAUAGAGUUUAUUUAUGCCAUUUCACCAGGGCUGGAUAUCACUUUCUCCAACCAGAAAGAGGUUUCUGCUCUCAAGAGGAAACUUGAUCAGGUUACUCACUUUGGCUGCAAAUCAUUUGCCUUACUUUUUGACGAUAUUGACCACAACAUGUGCCCAGCAGACAAAGAGGUUUUCAGCUCAUUUGCACAUGCUCAGGUUUCAAUUACAAAUGAAAUCUACCAGUACUUAGGAGAGCCAGAAACCUUCCUCUUUUGUCCCACAGAGUACUGUGGAACAUUCUGUUACCCAAAUGUUGCUCAGUCCCCCUACCUCCACACAGUUGGAGAGAAGCUACUGCCUAGCAUUGACGUGCUAUGGACAGGACCAAAGGUGGUGUCCAAAGAUAUUUCAGUGGAGUCUAUUGAGGAGGUUUCGAAAAUCCUCAGGCGCGCCCCUGUGAUUUGGGACAACAUUCACGCUAAUGAUUAUGACCAAAAGAGGCUUUUCCUAGGUCCUUACAAAGGCCGCUCCACAGAGCUCAUCCCUAGACUGAAGGGAGUACUAACAAACCCCAACUGUGAGUUUGAGUCCAACUUCGUAGCAAUCCACACUUUGGCCACGUGGUACAAGUCUAACAUGAAUGGGGUGCGCAAGGAUGUAGUCAUGACUGAUGGUGAGGACAGCACAGUGUCCAUCCAGAUCAAAUUAGAAAACGAGGGCAGUGAUGAAGAGCUGGAGACAGACAUGCUCUACAGUCCACAGCUCGCUCUUAAACUGGCUCUCUCAGAGUGGCUUGGGGAAUUUUGUGUUCCUCAUCAAUACAACAGCCGACAGGUGCCUCAGAGCGGUGCCAAAAGCACAGCCAUCGAUGUGUCAUCUAUGGCCGCUCCCUCUCUCUGCUCUUCCACAACAGUCACGACUGUGUUCCAGCAGCCUAUCAUGUCCCCCGCCAUGCCGCCUCUUUGUCUGGAUCCACUCUCACCACUCUCUCACCCCAUGGCAAAAAGACCUCAGGAGGUAGAGGAGGUGGAGGUAGAGAAGAAAGAUUCAGAUGAGGAGCCCAUGGAGAUGGUGGUUGAGAAGAUGGUAGAUGAGCCUGAGCCGGAAGCAGAAGCUGACCCAGAGGAGAAGCAAGCUGGUCCUAUCAUAGCUGACAAAAUGGCUGAGGACCUGAAGCCCAUGGAUACAGACAAGGAGAGUCUGGCAGAGUCAAAAUCCCCAGAAGAGUCAAUCCAGGAAGAUUCUGGGAGUGAUAUCGCCCCCAUGCAAACAGAUGAUCAGCUCAAGCAGGUGCUGCAAACAUUUGAUGUGUUUGUGCCUGGGCCCAAUGAGAAGCCUCUGUUCACAGCAGAGCCCCUCACUCUGGAGGACCUGAGCCUGCUGGCUGAGCUUUUCUACCUCCCUUAUGAACAUGGAAACAAGGCCGUGCAGAUGUUGAGGGAGUUCAACUGGCUAAGAGCCAACAGCAGCGUCGUCAGUGUCAACUGCAAGAGAAAGGAAACUGAAAAGGUAGAAGAAUGGCAUUCAAGGGCAGAGAAGUUUGAGGAGAUGUGCUGCUCAGUCAUCCAGAUGUUCACGCGACUUUCCAAUUCAGCCAACCGCACCAUCCUCUACGACCUUUACCCUUACAUCUGGGACAUCAAGAGCAUCAUUUCUAUGGUCAAGUCUUUUGUCCAGUGGCUCGAUGGAAGAAUCCACAGUACAAGUUUCUACUGCUAUUGGAUCGACAGUGGCCGAUGGUGUCGUAGUCAGUCCUCAGCACAAUUCCUUAGAGGAGACCAAGAGCCCUGGGCCUUUAGGGGAGGUCUAGCAGGAGAGUUCCAGAGAUUGUUGCCAAUAGAUGGGGCAAACGAUCUUUUCUACCAGCCUCCACCUUCAAUGCCAACUUCCAAAAUCUAUUCCAUAAGGCCAUACUUUCCCAAAGAUGAGUCUGCAGUUUAUAAAAUCUGUAGGGAAAUGUACUGUGAAGGACUGGGGGAUUCCCCUUUCUCUGAUGACGAUCCUGACCUCAUAGGAGACAGGUUAGUAGGUGGACUCCUGACGCUGAGCUCAGACUACGGCUUUGUGCUGGAGGAUGAUGAAGGGAUCUGCGGUUAUGCUCUUGGUACAGUGGACGUCAAGCCCUUCAUCAAGAAAUGCAAGUUGAGCUGGAUUCCUUUCAUGCAGGAGAAAUACCACAAACCUGACUGCCAGAAGGACCUCACAGAGGCUGAGAAAAUGAUGCUGAGUUUCCACGAAGAAGAGGAAGGUCUCCCAGACUCCUUCCUCUCCAACUUCCCCUCUCUCAUCAAAGUCGACAUUCACGGCAAGGUCACUGAUCCCAGUGUGGCCAAAAGCAUGAUGGGAUGUCUUCUAUCUUCUCUUAAGGCCAACGGCUCUCGUGGUGCGUUCUGUAAGGUCCGUCAGACUGACAAGAGAAUGUUGGACUUCUAUAGUAAACUGGGAUGCUUUGAAGUGGCCAAAAUGGAGGGCUUUCCCAAAGAUGUCAUCAUUAUGGGACGCAGCCUAUGAAGAAACGCCCUGUUACAAAAACAGAGAAAACGAGUCGACGUGGCUUAAACAUGUUUGCUACCUUCAUGAGAAAAACCUUUGUGAUGAUUUUAUACCACACUACCAUCUGGGCAACCCCUGGAAACCUCUUUUUAGGAUUUGUGUACAGAAGCACAGCAAGCGCACACCCAGAUUUCCCGGGCUGCCCUUAGAUGUUAUGGCUCUGUUUGAUUCAGCAGAUGUGAAGCUAAUAGGCUGAGGAGGGAUCAGAUGGUUGGAGCUGGAAGAGGAGCAUUGAUUUCUGGGGUCCCACUGCUCAUAUACCUCCAGGAGGCAAGACCUGAUAACUCCAUAAGCCCGUUUCUGAUUGAAUCCAGUAGCUAUUACUCAGAAAAUGCCUGCAUGCCCUAACGUGAAGUGUCUGUAUCUGAAAUGGAGCAAGAGCUGUGAAAUGAGGGCGACCUGUAUCUCAGGUAGUGUAUGACUACCCCUACGUCCUGCUUUCCCAGCUGUGACACCGCAGCUGUGGACAGAAAUAGGACACCUUUAACAGGACGUGAAGUGCUACGUCAGAGUUUGCCUUUCAUCAUCACACUAGGGUUUUUCUCUUCAAUAGACUUUAAGAAAGCGGCCUUUUCAGCGGCAUGUUUCUAACUAAAGUGGUGAGUCUGUAGACAUGAAGGGUGGAAAAAUGUAGCUCUUGGGGCUGGUGAGACUCUAUUACACCAGAAAAGGAGAGUUUGUUGAGACUUUAAAAGACUCAACCAGGAGGUCUUCUUAAUUUCCAUUCAAAUAGAAAUAGACAUUUGGAAAGCAAUAGAGAAGCUUCCACAAGUUUACAAACAUUGUUCUCAGCCUGUUUUUGCUCAAUGCUUCGCUUGUGGCCAUUUUUUCCUUUUUUAUAUUCCAGCAAUUUGUUUUUUCUUUUUUCUUAUUCCCUCUUUUUAAGCUACUGCCUUUUGGUUCAUUGCCUUUGGAUUUAGAUUUAUAUAUCAGUCCCCAGUGUCUUCGGACUUUGUAACUUAAGUCCGUCAGAUAAAGCUUGAGGUUAAUUUUGGAUGUUGGCCUUUUUGUUACUCAAAUUCCAGAGAUGUAGCCUGAUAUUGACUGUCACGUCUUCUUUCAGAUCCCAACAGCAGCACUGAAAAUCUUUAGUAGAUCAUCACAGUCAUCCAAAGCUCACUGGUGAUAUAGAUGGGUAAAAAUGAUUAUAAUGACACGCAAAGCAUCUGAAAAGCUGCUCUGAUUUUUCUAAACCAAUGAUUUCUUAACCUGGCUGAGCCCUAAUCUCAGCCCUUAUCUAAACAUGUUCCAUGCUAAAAAAAUAUUUUUGCUUGCUAUUGUUAACAGAAAAUCAUCCAAUUACAUUUGUAGUCUUGCUUCCUUCCUUGCGUUGUGUACUGUUAAACGAAUGUCUUUGCAGUUGAGCCUUGGUGAAGAGCAUUUCAGAGGUUAAAUUCUGUCACCAAAGUGGUACUGACUCCCACGUUUGUUGUUGUUGGGGGCUCUGAGCAACAAUUCUUCUGCCUUUUCCCAUCUGUCCAUUGAAUGUUUCAUAUUCUGAUGCAUUUCCCAUUUGUUUUUGUACAUGUGUAAUUACUUAAAAAUAAGUGUUUUGUUGGUUAAAUGAGGAUCAACAGUUGCUUUUCAGUAGCUGCCUGCCAAUGUGAUGUUUUGAUACUGUGUACAUUCACAAUGUGCAUGAGGUGUAUUGGAUUUGCCGUGGCGGUCAUUAGAAUAACCUCAUCUUUGUGCUGCAUAGAGAAAGAAGCAUGCCUCUCACCUCUACGAGCACAAUACUGUAGUACGCUGACAGUCUGUAAACACUGUCAAUCAUAAAGUGUUAUUAUUAUUAUUUUGUAUAUCCUUUUCAAACUGUGGCGAGUGUCCUUGAAGGAAAAGAAACACGGUGGAUCCUGCCUGGCUGUGUUUCAGCACAGAGUGAAUCUCAUCUGACAGGCUGCAGGAUCUUCAUGCUCGUUUAAAUGGUUCAUUUUUCAGUUUGUCGAAGCUCAAGCUUUCUCCUCUGCCAACCGGCUUUGACAGAAACGGGUUGUGAGGGAGAGAAAGGGCUCCAAUUGUAUAUUUUGGUUAUCAGAGUUAAGGGGAGGGGUUGUCAAAAAUGGACUGUUUCACCAAUGUAAAAUUUGUAUGUAAGAUACAUAAUAUUAAAAAUAAAUAAACAUUGA